This is a messenger RNA of Osmia bicornis bicornis, 4005 nucleotides long. RefSeq names its product autophagy-related protein 101 (gene Atg101). Gene Ontology annotation, cellular component: phagophore assembly site. The record is from RefSeq and is a predicted model, not a curated record. Gene Ontology annotation, biological process: autophagosome assembly; autophagy. NCBI's taxonomy places the organism in Eukaryota, Metazoa, Arthropoda, Insecta, Hymenoptera, Megachilidae. Bases 1397 to 2053 code for a protein of 218 amino acids. The transcript has 2 exons.
CGAUUAGCAGAGAGCUCGCUGCGUUCCCCCACCAUCUGCCAACCUGCGCGUCGCAGUUAUAGACUCUGGUGAACUGCUGUAUAAGUAAGUCCACUGCGCGGGAAAAGGAUUGGCAGGAAUGCCAACCUUGUAUGCGCGUGGAUGACAGCGUUCGUUGGGCAGAAAGGGACAGCCAAGUCCCUAAACCACGCCACCCUCUCGUCAAUUAAUUUGACAAAAAGAGGGGAAAAAUACGUAAAUGCGAACAAAACACCUCGAGUGAUAAAGAGAAAGAAAUAAUUGGACAAUUAUCGUGACUCUGUAAUGAAUGGCGGGAAUCAGUUACGUAAAUUGAAAUUAAAGAUGAAAAAAAUUACAUUUAUUUACACUGCGUACGAUACGAGGCUUUAAUAAGAUUUGUUGUUGCGAUAAAAUUGAAACAUGAACAAAAAUUUCAAUACUUAUUUAUGUAUGUAUGUAUGUAUGUAUGUAUGUAUGUAUGUAUGUACAUACAUAUACAUGUAGAGAAUAUUGUAUAAAAUGGCGUUUGCUACGAGAACAGCUGUUGUUUACUGACAAAAAAGAGAAAACAAGGAUUAUAGUCGAUUUAGAUUGAUUUAGAUGGAAUGAUAUAGUAUAUAAUUUUGCACAAAGUGCAAUUUCGUGGAUGCAAAUUAAUUAAAAUCAAUUCAAGGCAGACAGUAAAAUGAAAAUGUUGUGCUUGAAAUAUGUAGUAGUAAGAAAUCAAUUGAAAUGACAAAACGAUUCGUAUAGUGGCGGCAGUGGUAGCAAGCAGCAGUGCGAUGAUAGAUGAUAGUGGCAGUGGCGGUGGUGAGCAGAGGUGAGGUGAUUGUGCGAUGAGUGAUGGUUGAAGAAAAGACAAGUCAAAGAGAAAUUCUUUAGCGUGUCUAACAUCGAUGACAGUGACUUGAAAUUGAACUGGUUUAAUCGAUUUGUCACAAGAGAAGGAACAAAAUUAAAUGCAACCACUGUGAGUUGGAGAGAAGUAAGUGAAUGUUGCGUUUAAAAGUCCAAGCAACACUUAUUUCUCGAAUGUUUUAACAUUUUUCUAACCAUUGUUACGUAAAAGUAAGGAUAAAGUGUCGAAAGAAGCAACAAUGAAAUCAUAUUCAUAAUUUCUCAUUUAAUAUUUCGAUGCGAACACAACAUAUAUAUAUAUAUAUAUAUAUGUAUAUAUAUAUAUAAAUACAUAUAAUACAUGUCGGAUAUUGGAUUUUCAAAAUUUUCAAAGAAUCAAUGGAUUUACUUGUAUGACGUUACUCAGCGAUUAUUUAAUCGUAUUUUCGGAAUACUGGACAGUUUGCUACGACUAAAAGAUGACCAAAUAUCGUCCAGUAUCGCAACCAGUCUCCAGUGAUAAUCAUCGUUUCUACCACUGCUUUCAUGAGGAAUCACCAUGAAUGCCAGAACUCAGUUGUUCGAGUUAAGUAUGGAGGGAAGACAAGUAGACGAAGCGGUAGCAAGCAUUUUCCACAGUGUUCUUUUUCAUAGAAGCCUUGGUAAAUUCAAGUACAAACAAGAAGGUAGUUAUUCAGUAGGUACCGUCGGGUAUCAAGAUGUCGAUUGUGACUUUAUCGACUUCACUUAUGUCUGUUGUUCGUCGGUGCAUUUGGAUCAAACUUUGAAACGUGAAAUAUCAGGUUUUUCUGAGGCUUUACGUUCCACCGAUAGUCCAGGUUCCGGCCAAAUAUCGUUGGAAUUCUUUCAGAAGAAGAAAAAUCGUUGGCCGUUUCAACCAGAAUGCAUACCAUGGGAAGUAUGGACAGUACGUUUGGAACUUAUCAAAUUAACGACCGAACACGAACGACAAAUAUGCAGAGAAAAAGUCGGGGACUUGUUGACGGAUAAAAUUCUGUACAUAACAGAAGUAAUGAAUCGACACGAUUAUCUUCCGAAAAUGCCAAAUCAAGCUGAAUUGGAUUUGAUCUUUGAUACGUCGUAUCCCGACAUACAACCUUAUCUAUUUAAAUUAUCUUUUACAACGUCUAGCCCGUCGAGUACGACGAUGGGUAAUACUAUGAAGAAAUUGAUCAAAGAGACAUUAUCUAUUUAGUUGUUUACUCUUUCUUGGGGACUUUUUAGUGCAAUGCAUCUAUAAUGCAAAUUUCUUAAUAUAAAUAACAUUGGAAAGUUGUCUUUACUAACGAAAGACUCGUCGUUGGUCGUUAUCUAUCGAAUAUGUUGCGCUUACAAUUAGAUGUACAUACAUGACUCGAUAUCUCAUUAUUUUCUUUUACUUGUUGUUGUUGUUGUUCACCUGUUUCAAUUAGCCAAGAUUCAGUGUUGUACGUUUUAUACAUAUGACGCGCAAAUGGAGUUUCAAGCUUGCUUCGUACGGUAACGAAAAAUGACAAUGAUUAUGUGCGAUGAAAAGACUAGUGCCGACCAGUGUAUUAUAUUCCAGGUGUCUGUGCUGACAAUACUUGUCAGAAAAUCAUCCGAUGCAUUACGGUUGUAUAGACUUGAAAUAUUUGGAAAAAUUUCUAUAGUACAAAGGAAGCAAUCGUGGUGUAGCAGUUACUUUUUUGUAAACAUACUGUUUCAACUGUCAUUCAAGUCCAUUGCAUUAGUUUUCUAGGUAAUCGGUUAUACAUUAAAUAUUUAAGUAAAUGAUUUUAUAAUUACGUUAUUCACUAUUUCGAAUAUUACUAGUAAUCGCAAAAUAGAACCAAGUUUGUACAACCUUUGGGAAAAAAGACGGUUAUUUUUCGUUGUUUGAAAAAUAGGAAAUUUAUAUUUAAAAUGUUUAAUAUAUAGCUGGAACCUAGAUUCAUUACUGUAAAUUGUAAAUAAACGUGCAAGUGCUUGUAUUCUCGUCUUUCUCGUUUACGCGUUUUCACACGUAAGUAAGUAAGUAAGUAAGUAAGUAAGUAAGUAUACAUAUAUACAUAUUAAAAGGAAAUCGUUGCUUCUUCAAAAUUAUAGGGGCCAUGAUAUAAACGCGUUUUACGCACUGUAAUUAAAGUAAUGUAUUUUGGGAAGCGUGUAUGUACAUUAUAAUCAGUUGAACGUGUUUAAUUAAAAUGUAUACGGUGUAUUCUCAAGAUUGAACUCGGCAGUUUCCUCGUUGCAGUUAAACUAGUAACGUAUUUAAAAUUGAAUUGUUUUAGAUUUUGAAUUUAGUUGAUUUACAUGCUUUAUCGAUACAUAAUUGAAAAGAAAGUAAGAUAAAAUAUUGCGUAUACGAAGGUAUCUUGUCGCACGUAACGCACUGAACAGGCAAAGAAUAUUCAUCUUGGCAAUAAUAAACGUUAUGAUGAACGUCAAAAUCGACAAGAUGCAUACAUGUACAAUAAUAUCCUGAUUGAAACGAUCACGUUAUAUACAUAUACUUAUACGAACAUAUUUAAUUAACGAACGAACGAACGAACGAACUCUAAACAAUUAGAUAAUAAGUAUGAUGCGCAAGAAGAACGGAGUAAAAAAUAAUAAAUUAGGAAAUUUGAUACGUUGCACGGAAAUAAUUAAAAAAUAAUUAGGAUUGCGUCGGAAAAGCAAAUACGUAUUUCUUGAUAAAAAGAAAUAGAAGAAGCGAGUGAGUUAGUAUCGUCGGGAAAAUGAGAAAAGUUGUUGAGAAAAAAAGAAUGUAAAUUUCCACGAUAGGUUUGUUCGUUCGUUCGUUCGUUCGUUCGUUCGUUCGUUCGUUCGUUCGUUCGUUCGUUAAUUGAAUCGAAUUAUUUGCUAUGAUAAGAAAAAUAAGCCUUGUUAAGAAAUUUGUAUUUUCUGCGUAGUUGUCCGAUUGUUUUGCAUUCGUAUUGGUUAUUAAAAGAUAGAUUUACGUUACUGUAAUUUUUGAAGAAAGCAGAGAGAAUAAGGCAAAAUGUUAAGUGUUUUAUGCAAAAUAGGAAGGUGAUGUCGAGGUUUGUACCGUUCAAGUACAUUCGUGUAAAAAUAACGAAAUAGGGUGAAGAAAUAAGAAGGAGGAAAGGACCGCGUCUCGUGAGAUGUACCUUUAAAUUUGAAGGGACAGAGAUUUCUGAAUAAAGCGAUUCUUUCAUAUUUUUA